AUGUCACUCAAUGGGGCAGCUGCUAGUGCGCUGAUGUCGUCGAUGAAUCCAAUUGUAGCUGAGAAUCAAAACCAGGGUGUUGUACCAGCAAAAUCGGCUUUAGUUCCCCUGGACGGGGUGGCGACGACAAGCAGCAAGCCACCAAAGGAGCGUGCGUUGCGUGAUGUUAUCUCAAAGAGAUUGUCACAGCAGGAUCCGAGUGGGUCCACAGUGAAAUUGAUUGGUUUGAAUAUUACAAGUAUACCAGAGCCAGAUGUGGAACUACUCAGAAAUGUAGAGCGACUAUCGCUCCGGAAGAAUUUACUACUGCACCUGCCUUCUAAUUUCUGUACUUUGAAAAGUUUGAGAUAUUUGGAUUUGGAUAAUAACAUUUUGCAGGAGAUACCGCCUGUUCUUAUGCAAUGCCCAAAGCUUGAGAUUCUUGAUCUUUCCUACAAUAAUAUCGAAUGCCUACCGCAGGAGAUAUCGACGUUGUGGUCGCAGCAGUUGAAAGUCCUUUCGUUGAAAAAUAACAAUGUAAGCUCGAUCUGGGGCUUGAAGUCUAUUGUGAAAUUUGAGAAUCUGCGAGUGCUAGAGAUACUUGGCAACCCCAUCAAUCAGGAAGAGCUCGAGGCAGUACGUUCGUAUACGCCAAUGACAUCAAGUAUGGUCAAAGAAGAAUAUUGGCUUAUAGCCCUUCGAAGGUAUCUGGAAGAUCAUUCAUUGCCGGCCUCUGAGAGCCACCACGAUUCUAAGAUGAGUAAAGCCGCAAAGCGUAUGGGAUACAUUAACACCCCCUCCCCAGGAAGCGUUGACUCCGUUGGCUCGGCAGCUUCAUCCCCUGUGCCGAUUCAAAUGCCCAAUUCCGAGGCUGACAGCAGUUACUCAACUGCUGAGACUACGAAUAAUGACCUUUACAAUCACUCCAAAUUUAAUGAUUACUUUAAAAGGCUGUCCAUUCUUCCGGAAGAGGCAUCAAAUAACGAACAACAUAAAGUUUCUCAUGACGAAUUAGUGGUCGCUUGUCGUAAGCUGCUCUUCAGCUUUACGGAGUGCCAGCAAAAUGUAAGAAAAAUUGCAUCCUUUUGCAAGGAAAAAGCCGUCGCUGUCAAUGUUGUGUCUCUUUUGUAUUCAGUAAGAUCACACAUCGACAAUCUGGUCGGGGUACUGGAGCAGGCCGAAAAUGAGAAGAACUCCCACGACGGAGCUCUCAUCAAGCUCUGUAUGACUAUUAUUGCGAUUUUCAAGCUGAUAAUCGGUCAGUUAAGGAAGAAUUUCAAAGCUUUUUUCGGAGCUGAUGAUCUUUGCUUCAUCAGAAUGUUUUACAUGACGCUUGUGUGCUCAUACACUGAAAUUUACAACGCUUGGUGCUUCAUUGAUGCUGGAGAGGCCAGGAAAGCCAGAAACCGACAUUUAGCACGAGCACACUCGGCUAUUAACCUAUCAUCAUCGAACACAUCGGCAGGCGCUUCUGCAUUAUACCUCCCUCGAACGAGAAGUAACACCCUUCAAUCAAGGGCGGCGCCGGUCGCGCUUGGUUUGAAUGCUGUUCAGCCGUCGAUGGAAAAUUCUCUGCAUAAUGCAGGUGGUCACAGCGGCAAUGCAAUGCUCUCUCCGCCCCCAAAUGGUCAUUCUCCUAUUCAAGCUAAGCCUGUUCAGAGUGCAGCCGUCAUCACUCCUCCAUCUAAUAAUACGCUUAUGCAUAAUGUGCCAUAUCAUUCUAACGAAUCAAGGCAAUCGGACAGCUCACCUCGACAGCAUCACACCAAUUCUCCACGAUCUCGAAAGGUCACCGAGCCUCAGGUCCCCAGUGGCCGUGAUGGGGUUGAUGGUGAUGCUGGUCCUUUGUUGACGUCCUCUGGUGGAUCGAGCGUUGAUCCUCAGUUAUAUCAAACGUUAAACACGGUAAUUGGCAUGGUCAACGUUGUUUAUGAACGAUUAACAUCAGAGAUCUCAAAAGCUGCUAUGGCAAGUACCACAGGGCAACAGGAAUUAACUGAUGUCCUCUUAACUAAAAUUCGCGAUUUGACUGAUACUUGUUGUCAGGCAAUGGAGUUAUCCAAGAUUCUAAAUGAGCGUCUACAGCUACUUACCUCAGAAGCAGAUAUUUCUGAAAAGUUGUUGACCACCAGUGAAAAGGUCAAAACCUGGGAGAACAUCAAUGCUUUCUUAAAAUCGAUCAUUUCCAUUUUAGCGAAUACUAAAGUUGUUAUGACAGAUAUGCCCGGGUUGAAUGAGAUCAGGCCAAACCUGGCCACCUUGGCUAAGAUUACGAAAGAUGUGACCGUAAUUCUAGAGUUGAGCUCAUACAAAGGUGUCUCAGUACUAACUGCGCAGAAUCAAAUACAGAACAGCUCGCAAAACCCAUCACAUGGAUACUCGCAUGCAGUGUCAAAUCAUCAGACAAGCAGCACUGGGGAAGAAAACGACGAGAAGUUCUAUACUUCUAUCACGACGCCCCAAAUUACACCUGCUCAUUCUCAAGUAGCGAAUCCGCUUGACAACUUCGCGGGAUAG
Messenger RNA from Torulaspora globosa, 2496 nucleotides. It is a transcript of the gene SOG2, whose product is annotated as Sog2p. The record is from RefSeq and is a predicted model, not a curated record. The coding region runs from base 1 to 2496 and encodes 831 amino acids. The transcript has a single exon. Gene Ontology annotation, molecular function: protein binding. Lineage: Eukaryota; Fungi; Ascomycota; Saccharomycetes; Saccharomycetales; Saccharomycetaceae.